Messenger RNA from Portunus trituberculatus (swimming crab), 10339 nucleotides. RefSeq names its product synapsin-like (gene Syn). Gene Ontology annotation, biological process: neurotransmitter secretion. The transcript is spliced from 18 exons. The record is from RefSeq and is a predicted model, not a curated record. Gene Ontology annotation, cellular component: synaptic vesicle; synaptic vesicle membrane. Lineage: Eukaryota; Metazoa; Arthropoda; Malacostraca; Decapoda; Portunidae. The coding region runs from base 1 to 2277 and encodes 758 amino acids. Gene Ontology annotation, molecular function: ATP binding.
AUGGCGGCCAGAACCUUCGCUAAAAAUAUCUGGCGAACGUGGCAGAUUAAAGCCAGACACGAUACAGAAGACUCAGCGGAAUCUAACUUGGAUAUCCUUGCCAGUUCCCUGAGUAUCUCCCCCCUUUCACCGCCCUCUCCACCAGUGCCCGCCCUCACGCCCCUCGCCCCUCCCGCCACCACCACCAUACUUGGAUCCAUCUGUGAGUGCAGCCCACCUGAAGCCGGCAAAAUUUCAUUCUCCAGCUUCAAAGCCUCUUUCUCAAGCAAUGUUAACUAUCUCAAGAGAAGCGUGCAAUCCACUUCCACCUCGGCACUUGAGGCCUUCGGCGGUCCACCAGUGACAGAGGGUCGCUUCAGGAGAAACAGGUUCUCUUCUGGGGAUCUGUCCGCUGAGUGUGACGAUGAAGAGGCGAGUCUACGGAAACAAGAAAUUAUUACCCAACAGCCGGACGACAACAGAGACGAGAUCGAGAGGCGGGGGGGUUCACCACAGCCUCCUGCUUCAAAGCCUACCUCUCAAGAGCAAGGUUCUGAACCCAAGCAAGGUUCUGAACCCAAGCAAGGUUCUGAACCCAAGCAAAGUUCUGAACCCAAGCAAAGUUCUGAACCCAAUCAAGCCCCCCCAAAGCCUCAAGUGAAGCCUCAGACAGCGCAGGUGAGCAGCAACAGCAGCGGCGUGGGAGGGAGUGUGGGCGGAACUACCUAUGGGUCCAGCGACACCACCACGCCCGCGCCCUCCUCGGGGUCCACGGGCGGGGGAGGGUUUAGUCUCAACUUUUCAAGGCCUGGAUCUCGCACCACCUCUGCCCCCUCCUCUCCCUCCAAGACCCGGGAGAGUUUCCUUCAGCGCGUGUCCUCCCUGACUGGGGCGGUGCGGAGCGAGGUUACAGCACAAGUGAGGCCAGCGUACAACAAGGACCGCUGCUUUACUCUCCUCGUUAUAGAUGACCAGAACACGGACUGGUCAAAGUACUUCAGGGGCAAGCGCAUCCACGGGGACUGGGACAUCAGGGUGGAGCAGGCUGAGUUUCGGGAGCUGAGCGUGACGGCCACAUCAGACAGCGGUGUGAACGUGUCCAUGGUAGUCUUCAGGAAUGGCGCUAAGGUGGUCAGAUCCUUCAAGCCGGACUUCGUGCUGAUCCGCCAGAACCUGAGGGAUGCCGGGGAGGACUACAAGAACAUCCUACUGGCCCUUAAGUUUGGCGGGGUUCCUUCAAUCAACAACAUCAAUGCUAUUUACAACUUCCAGGACAAGCCGUGGGUGUUCGCUCACAUGAUGGAGAUACAGAAGAGGCUCGGAAAAGACAACUUCCCUCUAAUAGAACAAAGCUACUUCCCAAACCACAAGGAAAUGCUGUCUGCGCCCCGGUACCCCUGUGUGUUUAAGAUCGGCCACGCUCACGGAGGCUUGGGCAAGAUACGUGUAGAGAGCAAUGCAGACUUCCAGGACAUGGCGAGCGUGGUGGCCGUGGCGAACACCUACUGCACUACCGAGCCUUACGUGGAUGCCAAGUACGAUGUGCAUAUACAGAAGAUCGGAGCCAUGUAUAAGUGCUUCCAGAGAAAGUCAAUAUCCGGAAACUGGAAGACGAACACAGGGUCUGCCAUGCUGGAACAGACGGCCAUGACGGAGAGGUACAAGCUGUGGGUCGACGAGGUGUCAUCACUGUUCGGGGGCCUGGACAUCUGCGCCAUUGAAGCCAUAGUGGAUAAGGCGGGUAACGAGCACAUCAUCGAGGUCAAUGAUUCCGCCCUGACACUUAUGGGGGACUCGCAGGAGGACGACAGGAGGUACAUCGCGGAGCUGGUCGCCAUUAAAAUGCAGGACAACUGCUUCCCCCAGGGAGCGACGCGGCCGGCGGAACUUACCAGGGGUGCCUCCCGUCAGUCCCUCAGCGGCCCGCAAACUUCCAGGGGCGGGUCUCCCACUGAGGAGUCUUCCCGCCUUACUAUGGGAGAGACGCCAAUCCCCGGUGGGUCCCCAAGUCAGCAGCGGCGGGACUCCCAGGCAUCCCAGUCAAGCAGCAUGAGUGGCUUCAGCAGUGCCAGCGGGACGAGACGGCAGGUGGACGACAGCAGCCAGUCCUCCCAGCAGUCCGGGCAGCAGCAGCAGAAGGGAUCACUGUUCGGCCGCCAAACCUCCGUAACUGCGUCGACGGAAGGUAGCGGUGUCACAGGCACAGGCCCAGUCACAGGCACAGGCGGGCCCGACGACACCGAGGACACGAUGAAGAACCUGCGCAAGACCUUCGCUGGCAUCUUCGGUGAUAUGUAAAGCGCCGAAGACUGGAGAGAUUCGCGGCCGGCAGCUACUUAAAUACAUACAUACAUACAUACAAACGAGUCUGGCUAGCGGUGCGCGUGCCUGCCAGCCUCCCGCAAUAAAACCCACUCAUAGUCUCGGGUCAAUGAAAAUGUGCAAGCAACGAGUGCCCAAAUCUCCUCUUCCUCUUCAGUAAUCAUGAGAAGCUUAUGCUAAGAAAAAAAAAUACUAAAAACGCGACAAAAAAAAAAAGAUGAAAUUAUUUUUCAUUCUACUCGUCUGUUAAAAUCUGCCUUAUAAAAGAACAAGAGCUCUAAACGAAAGCUUCACUACACAGACGCCCCUCAAGGCUGACACCUACAGACACACAGACACACACACGUACACAUUCUGUCUCCCCAUCAGUAUUGGUGACUGGGUUGGCUGUCACCUUCCUCACCACCUGUCGAACUACCCACACCUCUCCUCCUCUCCCAGGCUUCCUCCCUUGACCUCUCGCAGUCUCCCAGUCCACUCCGUCAUCCCAGCCUUAUGAAACAAUCACAUAGAGGUCAUUGUUACUGUUGCCUCCCUCACUAGUCACGAGCGGCAGCCCAGCCCUCGUGUGUUUUAUAUCGAGGUGCAUUCAGUUCCAUAGACGAAACAGACAAAGCGAAGUGUGAUAUUUUUAUGCUACUUUUUUCCAUGAUAACCUUUUUGCGUGAUCACGAGGCACUUUUUCUAUUACUCUUUUUUUAUAUACACACACACCUGCCCCGCCAAGUGAAUGUGUUUAUAUAUAUACAUGUUGUCUUUCGCGAGUGUUGCAAUCAGAGGACCGUUUUUUUCUAUAAGGUAUCUAAGCACUGAGAGGGAAAACGAAAACAUGGCCAAUUCAGGGGAUACUAAAGAAUAGCGACUUUUUCUCUUUUUUUUUCUUCUUUUUUUUUUUGCGAUAUGAAAGGAGAGAAGGUGAAGUGAGUUAGGGACAGGAAGUGAGGAUGGAGGACGGGGGUGAAGAAUAAAAAACACGUCGAUGAACUAUAAAUACUUAGUUAGGCCAAAGCUUCUUAGCCUCAGCAGUAAGCAGUAGUGGUGCAGGCUUCUCCAGGGGUCCGCGAUACGAAGGGGAAAAAAGGGCAAUGAUUUACGAAGAUGGAAGGGGAAAAUUACGGUAGAAUUUGCAGCCUUUAUUUUUUUGUCCGUCUCUGCCGUCACUGGGGUGUAAACGAGUCUCUCCAACGAGGUUUUCACGAGUCCAACGUGUUCAUUUCCAGUCCUGGGUUGCGCUGGAUCCCUCGCUACUACUUCGGCAGACAAUCAGCUCUUAGGAUCUGGGGUCACGUGAUUUCAAGCGCCAAUCAGUGUACGAGUUGCCUCGGCUUUUGUUGCCCUUCCUCCUUCCAGACAUGUACUAGUGCGUAGUGACUUCAUUAGCGGAGUAAGUCAAUUAAAAACGAGGACUAGCAAAGAAGCAAUAAAUAUCACUAUUUUAGAAUCAUCUAAUUACCUUUUUGGGGGUUUAGGUCACGUGACUUCAAGGACCAAUGGAUGCAUAAUAACUAUAGGUGUCAAAAUGGCAAAACAAAACAGAACACACGAGGGGGGUUCAAAACAUACCACAAGCAAUAUGGAAAAAAAGAUGAAAAGUAUAUAUAUAACAGCUGAUCUGAACCAGCUGCUGCCGAAGGAAAGACGAGGAGGACUGACGUAACGGCGUGGUGUGUGGCGAGGGACUAACAACCCAAACACUAAAGUCAACCAACCAAACCAAACAAACCCCCGAAAAAAUGUUGUUAGCAAUAUCGCUCUGUGUUGUUUACUCUCUUGUGGGUGGACUUCUCUGGCUGUUUGUGCUGUGCGUGAGUCUUGAUGUGUUCGUUCGUCUUUUAUUGACCUAAAACUCGUGGUUGUCUUAAAAAAAUACCGUAAUACACUUUCUGACGUGUUUUGAUGGUACAGACGGAGGCGGCGCGCAGACGACCCUCUCGUUGAGCACUCCGCCCCUUCCUUCCUUCCUUCCUCCCGUGACAGGUCAUUAGAGGUGAAGGUUGCCAGCGAUUCACUAUGAAGUUCGCUAUUCUUUUCCACUAAUUGUCUCUUCGGGGUUCCGCCACAACUCGUGCUAGUGUUCGAAGCUUCAUAAAUACAAGUUCUCGUCGGUUAAAUCUUCGAAGUUUUAAGUCACAGCAUAACACAUCGAACCCCGCUGGUCUUUAUCGUCUACAGCUUUUCCAACUUCCGGCAAAGAGGAAAGAGAAUUAGAUAAAAAUUAAGUGAGGAUGAAAAAGCGAGAAGUAGAGGAGGAAGAAUAUAUACACACAGAUGAAUCAAAUGAGAUGUAGUGUAGAAGGAAAGACAACACACAGUGGAUGAUGAAAAGAGGAAAAAAUAAUAAAACGUUGUAUUAUAAGAAAGAGAAGAAAUUAGAUGGAGAUGAGCAUAGGUAAAUUAAAUGAAGAAUAGAGUGAAUGGAAGAUAUAUGGAGGAAUCACAUACUUCAGAACUUGCGACAAAAAUAUAGAGAGAAAAAGAAUGAGUUAGAAGAGACUAUAAAGAAAGGAAGGGACAUGGCAUGGGGACUAAAGAAGAAAUGAAGUUAAUGGUCAGGAUAAUGAAGAGCUAUGCAUGACACAGACAGAUGUGAAGAGAUGUAGCAAGGAAAACAGAUAAAAGGCCGAAGAUAAAGAAAAAGAAAAAGAAAUUACAUUACUCUAUAAUCUAAAAAAAACAAAUAAACAAUAAAAAUAAUAUUUAGAGAAAACGAAAAACAGGAAAAACAAAACAUAAGAAGUAGAGACAAUAGACAAAACGGUGAAAACAGAGAAAAGUAAGAAAAAGAAGAAAAAUAAAUAAAUAAAUAGAUAAAUAGAUUCAUAAUGAGCAAACUAAUAAAUAAAAACAAGAAAAAUGAAAAUAAAAAGAAUAAGAACGCGAAGGAAAAAGACGAAGAAAAUAAAGGAGAGCAAUGAGCGGGAAGGAAGCGGGAAGGGAGCGGGAAGGGAGCAGGAUGAAAGAAGGGAGGGGCCAGGGGUGGACGUAGUAGCAUGAGAGGGGAGUGUCUGCGCGCUGGCGUCGUCACUGUUAUUACUGUUGCCCUCGUCAGGAGCAACAGAUGCCUUGGUCCUAUAUCACUAAUUCCCUGUAUAUGUUCAGCAUGUGUAAUCACUUUUAAAACGAUAGAAACUCCAUUACGUAUAUUUAAAAAGCGAGAAAAAAUGAAGACUAAACAAAAGAAAGGAGUAAAAAAUCUAUAUAUACAUAAAUAUACAUAUACAUAACUCUAGUUGCUACCGAGUCUGUCUGUUAACUCACUUUUCUUUCCGUUGUUGUUUGUAAGUAAGUCAAGUAAAGAGUAAAGUAAGUCAGUCAAUAAGUAAGUAAGUAAGUAAAAUGCGUUCUGUUGAUAGAUUUGUAUGAUGUGUUCUCCUGGCUUCUGCGGAGUUAGGCAAGCUUCAGUUACGGCUUCUUUGUACUCUCUCUCUCUCUCUCUCUCUCUCUCUCUCUCUCUCUCUCCAUCGUCCACAAGUCUUCCUCUCUCAUAGCUAGUUAGCCGACGUAGAAAUUGACGGAGAAAUUAAUGUUAAUCUAUACGGUUCACUUUCCUAUGCUGUUUCGAACCUCUCAUUCAGUCGUUCGGGGACAAACUCGAGGCUUCAGACAGCUCCUGGGGCCCUACUCUCUCUCUCUCUCUCUCUCUCUCUGGGCCCUGAAGGAUGCUGAAAGGACUCCGCAAGGGCCGGGAGCGACGCCAAAGGAUUUCAGGAGUAGGAGUCCCUGAAUCCUACGGCAAUAGCUCGGUGUGUGUGUGUGUGUGUGUGUGUGUGUGUGUGUGUGUGCGCGCGUGUGUGUGUGUGUGUGUGUGUGUGUGUGUGUGUGUGUGUGUGUGUGUGUGUGUGUGUGUGACUUCAAUUAUCAUAUCCGUGUAAGGCCUUUCCUCCGUUUUGUUUUGUUCCUUUGUUCGUUCGUACGAUUCUAGUCCAUAUACAGAAGAGAACAGCUGAUUGGCACUGCCAUAGAUACGUAGGUCAUUUCUGUGUCCGGGAUAACGCAGGGAGCGAGGUACACUUCUAAUGCACGGCGCCACGAGGCAGAGAGUGCGUGGGCAGCAGCGGGGCGGUGUUCCGCAGACUCCCACCAGGGCUCGCGGUGGUCUGAGGCGUGUGGCGGACCUGACCUGACCUAAUUUAUCCUAACCUAAUAUCCCCUCUGACUUCACCCAACCUAACCAAACUUACCAGAAAAUCACCGCCAAAUCCGAUCUAACCUAACCUAACCUUCCUUAUAUCUACUUCACCUCAACACGCCUCACAUAACAUGACCUACCCUAACCCAACACAGUUUAACCUCACCUCACCACCGCGUCAUCUAACCUAACCUUGCCUUGCCUCACCUUCCCUAACCCAACUCAACGGAACGCGAUCUAACCAAACCUAUCUUUGAACAGGUUAUAUUAUUAGAUUAUUAUUACUCUGUCUCUGUCUCUGUCUCUGUCUCUGUCUCUGUCUCUCUCUCUCUCUCUCUCUCUCUCUCUCUCUCUCUCUCUCUCUCUCUCUCUCCCAGGUCAGGUCAGGCAGCGAGAAGUAAGGUCAUGUCAGCUGCCACCUCGUUCCGAACACGUCUUGUUUCUUUGUUGUUGGUUUUGUACGUAUGUGUUAUUACUAUUACGUACUUUUCUUCCUCCUCCUCCUCCUCCUCCUCCUCCUCCUCCUCUUCCUACUCCUCUACUCCUACUCCUACUACUACUACUACUACUACUACACUUCCUACCCUUAUUACUACCUCGACUGUUUCCUUACUACUAUGACCACUACUACUACUACUACUACUACUACAGUUUUUAAGGAGUUAGACAGUCUUGGGUGUGUUGUGUACAGUCUCACAGUGGGUAGAUGUAAUUCAUUCUUGUUAUACUCCUCCUGUCUGUGGUUUUCUUUCUUUUUUUUAUUUAUUUUCUUUCCUCCUCCUCCUCCUCCUCCUUUCUACAUCCAUUAGCAAAGAGUUUUCUUCCUCCCCUCCUCCACCUGCUAAACCUCACCCCACCUCCCCAUCAUACCUUAUUUUCCUCACCCCCUCCCCCAGGUCAGUUCUCCCCUAAACGCUAAUAUCAGAAAAUUAAUCCGUUUUUGCAAUAUCAUAAGAUUUUUUUUCUUUCAUUUUGUGGCUCAUUAUCAGGUUUCGUAAUUAGUGACGAGGGUUUUCUUCUAAGCGUCCUUCUUUUUUCUAUAUUUCUGUCUGUUUUUGUCUGUUCUUUGUCUUUUUAAUGCAUCUCCCAGUCUUUCUGUUUGUCUCUCUCUCUCUUUCUCUCUCUCUCUCUCUCUCUUCUGUCUUUCUGUCUUUCUGUCUUUGUCUCUAUCUCUCUCUGUCUGUCUCUCUCUCUCUCUCUGCUCAGAUGGUGACGAAGACCUGGAGGCACUGAAGGGGUAUGCUGCCGUAACACCACCUCAACCGUAGCACAACUCGUAACGCCUGUACCGUAACACAAGUAACAUCUGAAACGUAAUGGAAAAUGGCGUAGCAUCUAGACUAAACCGUAACGAAACUGGUAACAUUUGAAUCGUAACCAAACCAACAUAAAAAAUCACAACUGAACGCCUUAACGAAACACUUAACAUCUGAAACGUAGAGGAAAAAAAUACGUAACAUGUGAAAUAAAUAAGAAUAGUAAAAUCUGAACCAUAACGAAACUUGGGACAUCUGAGCAGUACGCAACGAGAUCUUCAUUUUUUUUUACUGUAAUAAAUCCAACUAAAAGAUUGACAAUAACUUAAUACCGUGAAAAAUCGUGAUAUGUAGACAUUAUUUAUUUUCCAUCUUUAAUCUAAGUCCAGCUGUAAAUGUACGUGCAAAAAUGGAAGCAAAACUGAAAAAGAAAAGUGCAGAAUAUCGAUGACAGGAAAAGAAAACGUAAAUCUGAUGCGUGUAAAUAUAAAACACUGGGAAAAAUCGAGUCAUAUUUAGAAGUUCUUUAUUUCACUCAUUUCCAUCCAAGUCUAACUAUUAAUGUAUAUAAAAAGAAAAUAGAAAAAAGAAAACUGCAAAACAUCGAUAAUUGAAUAUAAAUCUGAUGCGUGUAAAAUAAAAGCUUGUAAAUACGAUAGAAAUAAAAGUGUAUUGGAACCUCACCAUAAGGCCGCAGCAGCACAGAACAAAACACAAUAUAGGUAAAGCUUCGAAACCAACGAUAAGAUCCAACACUCCUAAAUGACGGGGAAAAAAAAAAGAUAAAUCCUUCCCUUACGAAAAACAACAAUUCUUUAAAUCUCAACAUUUCCCUAAAGCCUCCGUAUGUACUAGGGGGAAAAUCAUACCAAUACGUGAAUGGAUAACGAAAGAAUACAAUUUCACAUCUAAACAACGAAAUAAAGUAACGAUCCCAUAAAAAAAAAAACAAUAACCUAUUCUGCCCGUCACAAUACAUUUUAAUUAGGAAAGAAAAAAAAAGUAAAAAAUCUUUAUAAAUUCCCAAAUCGCUAAAUAUCCAUGCUAGGAAUCAGACCCACGUAAACUCUAUAAAUGGUAAAGAGAUUCCUACACAGUUCAGGACGAAAAUUCACAAAGAAAAACCUGAAACUCAACAAAAGAACCUUAAAACUCUCUAAAGAAAAUAGAUAAAAUAAAAAAAAAACAUGAAUCUCCCAAAAAUCCCUAAAUCAUCUUCAAACUCCCUAAAGAUCCCUAGACACCCUUGGAGCAUAUAUAAAAUCACUCUAUAUACGAGAAAAAGAAAAAACAGUGAAAUGAACAAUAAGUAUCAACUCCCACACUACUUAUAGAUAAAAAAUAGAUCAAUACUUCCUUGUAAACUGAGCCAGAAUACUCUAGACACCUUUGCAAUGAGUCAAAUUUCCUGGAGUACCUGCCACUGUUCUAUCACUGUUACCUUGAGUGUGAGGGAGGGAGCGCAGUGUGGACCCUCGCGCGCUGGAGUGAAUGUGCUAUGAAUAAACAACGUCAGGUGAAAGAAAACGGAAUGCCAAGCUCAGCGGCUGUCAAACGUAAACUAACACUUGUGGAAAAAGAAAUGAAAAAAAUGAGUGUAUGAUGUUUAGAUAUAAAGCACACACACACGCACACACGCACAUACAUACACACUCACGCACACACACACGCACACGCACACACACACACACACACACACACACACACACAGUUCACAAAAAACCGUCUAUACUUUACAUAAAACAAUUUUCAAAGGGGAAAAAAAAGUCACGCACAUUGCAGUUCUAUAAAACAAAGAAAAGGAAAACAAUAUAAAAAAAGAACAUUAUAAAAAGUAAUACAAAGAACAAAGAUUAUACAAAUGAGCAAAAAAAAAAAAUACAAGAAAAACAUAAAAAGACAAAACAAGACAAGAUUAAAAAAAAAAUGAGUAUAAUUUACAGGAAAACAACAAGAAAACGGGAAAAAUGAAACUAGUGCAUAUAUAUAUAAAAAAAAAAAAAAACACCGGUAAAAACACGUAUCAAUACCGUCAGUUUCCCCCAAAAAACAGUGCUAACCUUUCCACCUGGGCAGACAUUAUAAGUUAGAGAAGCAUAAUACCGAGGAAACCGAUUCAAACCAUUACACACACACACAACUUCUUCCUUCGUGUUCACUUCCUUCAAUUUCACAUUAGGAUGAAUAAAAAAAAGCCAAGAUAAUGAUAAAUAUAUAAAAAAAGUCAUUAAAUAAAUCCUCAUUAGUACUAGACACAUUCCCUUCCUGAUUUUUGUGGAGAGAUUCUCAUUAUUAUUAUUAUUAUUAUUAUUAUUAUUAUUAUUAUUAUUACUUGCUACACUGCUAGAUCAUUUUGUACAUAGUUUAUCUCCCUUUCUUUCUUUCACUCUCACUCUCACUCUUUCUCUCUCUUUCUCUCUCUCUCUUUCUCUCUCUCUCUCUCUCUCUGUUGUUGUAAAUUUCUGUACAUAUUAUUAAUUGCCGUCACACACUGAAUCCUUAUCAUUAUCAUUAUUACGUUUGCUUGACUAAGGAGUUUAAAGUAAAUCAAUAGAUGAUCAUAAGUAAAGGCCUCAGUGGCUGGCGUAGCGAGAGGCGAAGUUGUUUGUAAGGUUAAAACAAGAUGAAUAAAAAUUAUGUGUCGUCCAUAAAA